AUGACAGCAGAGCGCCUGAGCUCAAGUUCUGCAGAUAUCGGCAGUGAAAUACGCAAGAUGGAUCAGGAGCAGAAGAGGCGUUCAUGCAGCUCCGCCUCAAACUCAAUCAUUAUGCGGAAUGGUGCAUUCUCCCCGGUGACUGUGGCCUCCGCUCAUGGAUCGACCUUUUCCACACGCCAGCGUUCCGUAUCCGGCGCCUCGCGACUGGCCCAGGUCACGGAGCCCGAUCAUGACGAGAACGGGCGCGAUGCCGACCAUUUCCCUACGCCGUUGCCGAUCCUACCCGCCCCACAACCCCAGAUCUAUAGCCAAACAAGUGAAGUUCAAUACAAUCAUUAUGGCGGUGGCCAUGAUGCCACGGAGGAAGUUGAGCGGCCAGCAUCAGCCGCAUCGGGUGAUACCUUUCACCAGGCCCGCACGCUGUUUAAUGACUUUGAUGGUGUUCACUUCAACCCUUUGGAGCGCGCGGAAAGCGGACGGCGUUUCUCCCUGAUCCAGCCUCCCCUUGCAAGCAAGCCGGAAUCGUACAAGGUUCCGCAGUCGGGGGAACAAAUGGUUUAUUAUCCAGCACCUGUCCCUCGCAUGUUAAAUCUGCCACCGAAGCUGUCACACAAGCCCAUCUCGGACCGUGAAAAGCGUCGCACCCAGCUUAUGAACUCGAUUGCCGCCGAAGACAAAUUGGCAGAGAAAACAACGACGAAAGACGGCCAGAAGGACAAACGUCAAUCGACUGUUAAACAGGACUCUGCUGUCGCGACACUCGAUAGCAUUCUCGACGCUUCGACAUAUGCACCGGUCUCGGCCUUCACCGACCACCCUUUUGCUGGUCAGAUUGGCUCCCAUGUGUAUGGGAAUGCAAAGCGCAAGACCCUUACAAAGAUUCUUCCUGGCCAAAAGCUAGACCGCAAUUCUCAAUACCUGAUGGGUCAACCGCAGAGCAAAGAGAGCGAGGAAGGUUCGGCUCACUCAGAAGUUGGAGAACUUCAACAACCUGGUGACCACGACCACGACCACCAUAGAUCGCACGAUGGUCAGUCUGGCAGUGGGUCCGAAAUGGAGAGCGGCUCAUCUUCUCCAGAAAGCGGCGAAGACGAGGAGGAGGAAGACGAAGAAGAUGAUUAUGUCGGGCCACCGAACACGCUUCUCGCGGAACUACAGUUACGGAAGCAAGAGCUGAAACAGCGGACUCGUACAGCUGUUCCUACCGCUUCUCAAGCCCAAGGUAUGGGUGCUACUCUGUUGGAAAUGGAUGAAAUGGCCCAAAAGCAAAGUGAGAAGAGACGCAGGCGGCCGGUUACUCUGGCAUGGGAUCCUAACAAUAAUGCCGAUGACGACGAUGUUCCCUUGGCAAUGCUGUAUCCUGAGAAGAUCAAUGUGGACGACGAGAACCGACCGGUCGGUCUGAUGGCAAAACAUCAGAUUGAAGAAAACGAACCCCUGAGUACUCGUCGCGCUCGCCUUCGGGGAGAACCAGCCCCAGAGAAACGGCCCGUUACUGUCUACUCUACGAUGGAAGUUAAGCCGGAGAAGCCCAAGUCCGAACCCGAGGAUGAGAGUGACAACGAGACUGAAACCCUAGCUGAGCGGCUGCGACGAUUGAAGGGACAGAACCCCGAGGAUAGUGAAUUUACCAGUGGCCUCAUGGCCGAGUUCGAUACCCGAGCUGGAAAUGCCCCUAAGGAGGAGCCGAAGCCCAGCGAGCCAGCACCGGAGCAAGAAGAAACUCUUGGGCAAAGACGCGCUCGUUUACAAAGAGAAAACAAUACACAGCGUGGGGAUGCUAGAAAUCUCCAAAUGCGACGAAGCAUGGCUGCUCUCCCGCAAUCUCGUCCUGCAUAUGUCGCGCGCCAGUCGUCGUACGAUGUCUUUCCCCAACAGCAGGGCAUGCGACCCCAGCUUGGACAUCGCUCCUCGAUGUAUUCGUUGCCAGUAAAUAUGGCAUCCCAGGGAAUGGCAGGAUAUCCCAUGGGCCAAUCUGCUGGGUAUGGGAUGCCUUAUCCGUCCCCUUAUCCCUACAACAACAUGCCCUACCCCAGCACCUGCGGUCCAACCUUGCGACAGCCCCUUGAGACUGCACAGCAAGAUGUCAUUGAUCGCUGGAGGCAGAGCAUCCGCUACGCCUGA
Messenger RNA from Penicillium cosmopolitanum, 2124 nucleotides. RefSeq lists its product as uncharacterized. Lineage: Eukaryota; Fungi; Ascomycota; Eurotiomycetes; Eurotiales; Aspergillaceae. Bases 1 to 2124 code for a protein of 707 amino acids. The record is from RefSeq and is a predicted model, not a curated record. The transcript is spliced from 2 exons.